Molecule: messenger RNA, 1948 nt
Organism: Mycena citricolor
Lineage: Eukaryota; Fungi; Basidiomycota; Agaricomycetes; Agaricales; Mycenaceae
Source: the annotation of a GenBank genome assembly
GUUCGUUCUUCCCUCUUUCGAAGAUUCAUCCCAUCCCCAAGCAUUUAUCCGAAUCCGGACGGUCACUUGCUACCUUUGCACGGGAAUCAUCGAAGCUCUGGAAUCGUACGAGCAUGUACUGAUUCGUUACAUGGUCAGGGAGCUUCCAGCGUUCAUCUUUUUACCCACCGGGGGCCUGCCAUAAUCGAUGACCACUCGAAAUCACUUUCGGACCAUCUGACACAAUAAGUUUCUCACAGAGGUCAAGCAUAUAUCAAGUUUAACCCAGCGGGUCUCCUAGCACACCCCCAUCCAUGGAACGCUUACUUGACCAUCUUCCCGCGGCCACGACUGCCCUAGCCUUAGCAUUGGGCGGUGCCGCGCUCUACCUGUCGUACUGUUACUACGCCUACCCUUGUCAGCGCUCGAGGCGUCUUCCGCUCCCGCCCGGCCCCAAACCACUCCCGCUGCUGGGGAAUCUGUUCGACCUUUCGCCGGAUUUCUUGUGGGUGGGUAUGACCCAGCUGGCGGAGCGAUUCGAGUCGGACAUCGUGCACCUCAAGACGUUUGGGCAGUCGACCAUCCUGGUUAGCUCCCGCCGGGCUGCGGUGGAGCUGCUAGAGAAGCGCUCUGCGAAGUAUUCCCACAGACCAAGGUUCCCGAUGAUCCUUGAGGUGAUGGGGUGGAACUUCUUUUUUGCUGCAAUCGACUACGGCGAUGCUUGGCGCAUCCACCGGCGGUUUUCAAACGACACCUUCCAUGCCCAAUCUCUGGCCCAGUUCACGCCGCAUCUCGAUACCGCAGUACACGCCCUGCUCUCACGCAUCCGGGAAAAGCCGGAAGAUUUCAUGAAACAUCUGCGCCACAUGGCGGGGCAGAUUAUCAUGAAUGUGACGUAUGGCAUCGAUAUCCAGCCGGAAAGCGACCCGUAUGUCCUGGACGCCCAGCGCGGUGUGCAGAUCCUCACCCGUGCCUCGGUGCCCGGCGCUUACCUUGUGGAUACCCUGCCGAUCCUACGGUACAUCCCAGCAUGGAUGCCUGGUGCGCGAUUCAAACGCCGGGCACAAGAAUGGCACGAGCACCUCCCGAUCCUGACAGACAAGCCGUUCGACGAGGCAAAGCGCCGCAUGGAUUCCGGCACGGCGGGAUACUCAGCCAACCUCUUGGCGUCGGCGCUGUCCCGGAUCGCCGAGUCCACCACCGCCGGUGAGCAGGCUCAGUACCUCGAAGGCAUCGCACGGGGUACCUGUGCGACGAUGUACAUCGCGGGCUCCGACACGACCGUCGUGGCGCUGUCGUGGGUCAUCGCGGCGAUGGUGCUGCAUCCGGAAAUCCAGAAACGUGCGCAGGCGGAACUGGAUGCCGUGGUUGGGACCGCGCGGCUGCCCACGCUCGGCGAUCAGGCGGACCUGCCGUGGGUGUCGGCUUGUGUGAGGGAGAUUCUGCGGUGGAGGCCGCCGGCCCCGAUGGGUAUGCCGCAUGCUUUGGGCCCGGAGGACGACGAGUACGGCGGGUAUAGAAUCCCCGCGGGGGCCAUCAUCGUUAGCAACAUCUGGGCAAUUCUGCACGAUCCAAAUGAUUACCCCAACCCCGACGCGUACAAACCCGAACGCUGGCUCACCCCUGACGGCACGCGCCUGAACCCGGCCAUGGACGACCCCGCUGGUCUGCCCUUUGGAUUCGGCCGACGUGUGUGUCCGGGCCGACACCUCGCCGAGACGUCCGUGUGGCUCGCGACCGCGUGCAUGCUUGCCACGUUCGAUGUCGCGAAGAAGGUCGCGCCGGAUGGGCAGGUCGUCGAACCCGUGUUGGAGUAUGAUCUUGGAGUGCUGGCGGGACUGAAGCCGUUUGAGUGUUCGAUCACGCCCCGGGUUGGAUGAAAGAGAAGCGCCUGGGUUUUGAAAGAUCUAUUUGCGUUGUACAAGAGUGAAACUCAUGUCUAUAGUCUGAUAUGGUGCGAUAUGGUGGG